Leptosia nina is the source of this 804-nucleotide messenger RNA. The record is from the annotation of a GenBank genome assembly. NCBI's taxonomy places the organism in Eukaryota, Metazoa, Arthropoda, Insecta, Lepidoptera, Pieridae.
AUGCGGGUCCCUGAAGUCUUGCAGUACGGAACCCGAGAGGCUGUCACGCUCGACUGUGAUUACGUCACGAACAACGUCACGGGGCUGGUCGUCAAGUGGUUCUAUAUGGACCGCUCGCAGCCUGUGUAUCAGUGGAUACCGCCUCAGAAGCCUCAAGCAUUGGGCAUUAUGAAGAAUAAGCUGGAUUUGAGCUACAAAGUCUCGAGCAACCCUUACACUCAGCACCGAGCUCUUCGGAUUCUUGAGCCCAGCACGGAUAUGACGGGAAACUACACCUGCGUGGUUUCCACUUUCCUCGCUGAAGAUGAGAGAACUCGUCCCAUGACGGUUUUUGUGCCGGAAAAACGCUUCGACAUGAUUAUGGAUAGACUAAGCGAUGGUUAUUUGAACAUAAUCUGCUCCGUGGAAGGUGUUUUUCCUCAACCAGAGCUCGUCAUUUUAGCGGGGAACAGACCAUUGAACGCCAAGUCAUCGCUGAACAUCAUCAACGGACGGUACACAGCCCUCACCAGUGCUGUUGUUAAAAUUGAAUAUCUCCCGCCAACAGUUGAAAUAUUAUGCGACAUGCAAGUGCCACUAGCUAAUUACUUCAGUAGAAAACGGGAUAUAUUUUAUAGAGAUCCACCACCGUCCACAUUAAAUCCAACAGGAUCAGCAAACUCCAUGACAGCACACGACCAAGGGGGUUUUGGCCCGCCACCGGGUCUCCGGGGUUGUCGGCUGGCUCGAUAUCUCACGCUGGUACCACCCGACCCACGCACCCUGCUGUGCGUAUGUACUGAGCCAGUUACCCCCUCUCACUGA